AUGACAAAAAACAGGACAUUUGCCGACAACUAUCUCUAUGGUAUUGUUACAACUGAUUUCGCAAGGCUGUACACCAUUGAAUUAAUCGAAGAUGCUCUAAAAGAGGAUCUAAAAGAGGAUCCAAAAGAAUAUUACGCAUUGCGUAAGAGUGUGAAAAAGAUAUUGGAUUAUCAUGGAUUUGUUAAAGAAUAG
This is a messenger RNA of Ambispora gerdemannii, 192 nucleotides long. Lineage: Eukaryota; Fungi; Glomeromycota; Glomeromycetes; Archaeosporales; Ambisporaceae. The record is from the annotation of a GenBank genome assembly.